Paramecium primaurelia is the source of this 1982-nucleotide messenger RNA. The record is from the annotation of a GenBank genome assembly. Lineage: Eukaryota; Ciliophora; Oligohymenophorea; Peniculida; Parameciidae.
AUGAAUUAAACUCAAAAGUCUUUUGAUGUUUCUAAAGGGGGCGAGAAACUAUCAGAUAUUGAGUCUCUAAAAAGAAGAACAUAUAAAAAAAUAUUAAUGUAUUACUUAUGAGAAAUAUUAGGAUGUCUUCGAUGAACAAAAACAUUAUGAAAUAUAUUUAGAAAGCCUUUCAAUUAGGUCCGAAAUAUUUGACUAUUGAAUGCCUUGUAGAAGAGGUAAAAACUACUCCACUUAAUGAAUUGGAACGUUAUGGUGCUACAAUUUUAGAUAAAGAUAGAUUAAAAGAACUUUAAGAAUUGUUAGGAAAAAUAAAAUAGAUGAUAGAUUAAGAUGUAAAAUAAUUGAGUAGUGAUCAAUUAGUGGUAUUAGAUAUAUGUUUAAGAAUAGUAAUUAAUCAAAUAUUUUGUUUUAUCUCCAGUUGAGAAAACAUAUAUUCAAAAAAUAGAAGCUGAAUUAGCAGAAACUGUAAAGAUUAGAAAUAAUAUUUAUAUAGAAAAAUUUAGAUGAAUAAAUCAAAGCAGCUUAAACAAGAUAAAAAGAACAAUAAGAUUAAAAAAUUGAAGAAUAUAGACAAGAAAAAAAUGGAUAAUAAAUAAUUAAAUAAAACUUAUAAUCAUAACAGCAUCAAAUAUCAGUACAUGAAAAUAAAUUAGAAAAAGCAAAUUAAAAAUUGAAUGAAAUAGUUGCUCAUAAUAAAUAAUUGAGAGAGAAAAUUAAUUAAUUGAGAAAAGAAAAAAAUAUGGUUGAAGAGUAUAAAUUAUAUAUAAUUAUAGAAUAUCAAAAAAUUUAGAAAAAGAAUUAGAGGAUAAAAAGAAGAAUGUAGAAGAAACAAUUAAAUCUGCAGGAUAAGCAUAUUAUUAUAGAAAUAAAGCAGAAGAAGAAUUAACAAAAUUAUAAAAGAAGGCAGAAGCAUAAAAAAAAGAAUUUGAAUUAGAAUGUGAAUCUUUAAAUGAGAAAAUAUAACAUGAUAAGAAAUUUAAAGCAUUUAUAUAAAGCAAAAAGAAAGAAUAAGAAUAUUUAGAUAAAUUAGAAAAAUAAAUUGCAGAAAAUUAAGAAAUUAUUAGAUAAAAAUCAGCAUCUAAUGCUUAAAUUGAUAAAGAAUAUAUGUUAAGUGCUUCAAAAGAAUAAGAAAUUAAGGAUGCUUUUGAAAGAAUUAAAUAAGAAACAGGAAUACAUGAUAAAAAAAAAGAAAGAGAAAGUAAAUAGCUAUUAACAGUUUUUAUUGAAUUGUAUUAGAAUAAUUAAAUUAUGUCAUAAUUUGUUAAAGAAUUAUAAGAAACAGUUGAAGAAUUAGAAAGAUAAAUUGAAGAAAAAAAAGAAGAAAUAUAAAUGUAUUCAACAAAAGGAGCUACUAAUGAUAAUUAAAGAAGAGAAUAAAAAAUGGCAUUAUCAAAUAAAAUUUAAUAAGAAGAGAAAAAGAAAGUUAUACUCAAAGCAUAAUAUGAAAAAUCAAUUGAAACAAUAAAUUUAAUUAAAAAAUAUUUAGAAGAAGUAUUUUAAGCUAUUGAUGUAGAUGAUGAAACAAUAAAAAAAUUAAGUAUAAAUCCAUUAUAUAUAUAUAUAGAAUCUGCUGCUAUUACUGAAGAAAAUAUGGUACAUUUCUUAGGAAUAUUGGAAUAAAAAGGAUUAGAUGCAAUAUAAGAAUAUGCUAGAUUGAUUGCAGAAUAGUUGAAAUUAGAAAAAGGAGAAGUACAUGGAUUAUCUUCUUAAGUUGAUGAUCUAAAUAAUAUCAUAGCAUAUGAAAAUGCUAACAUAAUGAAUUAUUAUUCAUAAGCUUCAUAAUUUAGAUAAGAGUGUCCAGAUGAUGUACUUUCAUUUAAUGAAGAAGAAAAUGAUAUGAAAUAAAGGUGGUUUCAAGAAGAAGAAUUUAAAAAGUAAGCUAUGGAGGUAUAUAUAAUCAUAUAAUUAAGUCAAUCUCAAAAAGAUCUGGACCAAAAAAACCAAUUAAACCAAAAUUCAAAGAAAGAGAAUAAAAACAAUGA